Molecule: messenger RNA, 904 nt
Organism: Olea europaea var. sylvestris
Lineage: Eukaryota; Viridiplantae; Streptophyta; Magnoliopsida; Lamiales; Oleaceae
Product: UBP1-associated protein 2A-like
Exons: 1
Coding region: 55-903 (282 amino acids)
Molecular function (GO): RNA binding
Source: RefSeq, a predicted model, not a curated record
AUUCAAAACACUAAAACCCUAAUUGAUAGCCUCCUAAUUGGUAACCUUCUUCCAAUGGCCAGGAAACGAAAAGCCGCUUCCUCUCAACAAUCGCAAGUACAAAAACCCAAAGUUGUGGCAGUAGUACCAGAAGAAGUGGAAGAGGAGGAAGAAGAAACCUCUGAAGAAGAAUCAGAAGAAGAGGAAUCGGAAGAAGAGGAGGAAGAAGAGUCCUCAUCCGAAGAGGAAGAAGAAGAGUCCUCAUCGGAAGAGGAAGAAGAAAAUGAUGAGGAAUCAAAACGGGCCACCAUCCGAGAGCUAUUAGAACCCUUUGGAAAAGACCAAGUAAUAGACCUCCUUAAAGAGGCGGCUACGAAGGACACCGUGCUUUUUGACAAGAUUGUCCAAGUAGCCGACUCUGACCCGACCCACCGGAAAAUAUUUGUCCAUGGGAUCGGCUGGGAUGCCACCUCCGACCAGCUCCUCAUGGCCUUCAAGCCCUUUGGAGAAAUUGAGGACAGCAAGCUAAUUACAGAUAAGAAUACGGGUAGGGCAAAGGGCUAUGCAUUUGUUCUCUUCAAGACCCGGGCAGCUGCUAAGAAGGCAUUGAAAGUUCCCCAGAAAAAAAUUGGGAACCGGAUGGUAUCAUGCCAAUUGGCUUCAGCGGGUCCUACGACCCCAACUCAGUCAUCGGAGCCCAGUAGCUGGAAGGUUUUUGUGGGGAAUGUGGGGCCCAAUGUGAAUGCGGAGAAGCUUAAGGAGUUUUUUAGGAAGUUCGGAGAGAUUGAAGAAGGGCCAAUAGGGCUUGAUCCUGCAACUAAUAAGUUUAGAGGGUUUGCGGUUAUUACAUACAAGUCAGUUGAAGGGUAUAAAAAGGCAUUGGAGGAGCCGUUUAAAGUGCUUGAGAACUGCCAUUUGCAAUGAA